Messenger RNA from Acanthocheilonema viteae, 434 nucleotides. The record is from the annotation of a GenBank genome assembly. NCBI's taxonomy places the organism in Eukaryota, Metazoa, Nematoda, Chromadorea, Rhabditida, Onchocercidae.
AUCGGCUGGGAGAUGUGAUCGAGAAAGGUGUUGUGGACAACGCUGGUAAUGCAACACGUUUACGGAGCAGGAUUGAUAAAAAACGUAGUUACACAACAUCAAUCCUAGUGUCACCCAAUCCGGACCGAAAAUUACUUUUACCGCAAAGACAGCAUUCAGCAGAAGGCAGUAAUGUGUUUAGCAUUGCAUCCGGUGCUAUGACCGUUGAAGUUGGUAAGGAUCAGUUUUACUUGCCGAAUGUAAAUGAUGAUUGUAAAUCGAAAGAGGGACAAUUGCUGUUGAUGGGUCUUUGUGAUCGGUUGAAUAGCGUAGGAAAGGAUUCCGGAAAUAGCCAUGCAACGAUGAAGUCAGAAUCGGAAACGGGUACCAUCAAUUCAUGUAUUCAGUCUGCUGGAACAGCGCUUUUCCAUGGCGCUGAUGUCAGCUAUAUCUAA